Messenger RNA from Sphaeramia orbicularis (orbiculate cardinalfish), 2840 nucleotides. RefSeq names its product cysteinyl-tRNA synthetase 2, mitochondrial (gene cars2). Lineage: Eukaryota; Metazoa; Chordata; Actinopteri; Kurtiformes; Apogonidae. Gene Ontology annotation, molecular function: ATP binding; cysteine-tRNA ligase activity. Gene Ontology annotation, biological process: cysteinyl-tRNA aminoacylation. Gene Ontology annotation, cellular component: cytoplasm. The record is from RefSeq and is a predicted model, not a curated record. The transcript is spliced from 15 exons. The coding region runs from base 220 to 1935 and encodes 571 amino acids.
UCAAGUCGAGAGGUAGAGUAGUUAGUCUGUAAAUCAGCUAAAUAUGAUGUAAAAAAUAUGUGUAAACUAUUUCUAUGAACAAAAUUAUAAAUAAACAAAAAUAUACAGCCGACUAUGUAACCGAGGUGUACUGUCGGUACAGACUGCUUGCUGUUUGCUGUAUUCAUGUGGGAAUAGCUGGUUAGCAGAGUAGCAGGCUAAGCUAGCAGAGCUGUCAGUAUGUGGAGGAGCCCGGUGCGGUCCGUGUUGUGGAGGGAUGACGUCCUCCGUGGGGCAGUUAGAGCAGCUCAAACACUGAACACUGACACUCUGACACCCGUUGGAUCCUGUAGUGCUCCAGGGAAGAAAUGGGUGAGACCUAGCGGGUUUGACACCGGCCUGAAGGCGUUCAACAGCCUGACGAAACAGAAAGAGCCUCUCAUUCUGGCAAGGGAAGGAAUAGCUACUUGGUACAGCUGCGGACCCACCGUGUACGACCAUGCCCACCUGGGUCAUGCAUGCUCAUACGUUAGGUUCGAUAUCCUGCAGAGGAUUUUGUCCCGGGUCUUUGGGAUCACUGUCAUCCAUGCUAUGGUCAUCACUGACAUCGAUGACAAAAUCAUCAAGAGGAGCUGGGAGGAAAAUGUUUCUGCAUCUGUGGUGGCCAGACUCUAUGAAGAUGAAUUCAAGAAGGACAUGCUGUCAUUAAAGGUGCUUCCCCCUUCAGUGUAUUUACGAGUCACUGAGAACGUGCAGCACAUUAUCGCCUUUAUCGAGCGAAUAAUCCAGAAUGGACACGCUUAUGCCACAAAGGAAGGUGAUGUGUAUUUUGACAUUCAGUCCAUCGGAGACCGUUACGGCAAAUUUGUAGGAGCUGUGGAUUCCCACAGUGAACCUGGCUCCAAUAAGAGAGACUCCAGGGACUUCGCUCUGUGGAAACCCUCCAAACCUCAGGAACCGUGGUGGGAGUCUCCGUGGGGCCGAGGCCGACCCGGCUGGCACAUCGAAUGCUCCACCGUAGCCAGUUCUGUGUUUGGGAGUCAGCUGGACAUCCACUCUGGAGGCAUUGACUUGGCGUUUCCACACCAUGAGAAUGAGGUGGCUCAGAGUGAAGCCUACCACCAGUGUGGACAGUGGGGAAACUACUUCCUUCACUCAGGUCACUUGCACCUUAAAGGCAGCACAGAAAAAAUGUCCAAAUCCCUGAAGAACUACAUCACCAUCAAAGAUUUCAUGCAAUCGUACUCAGCCGAUGAAUUCCGGAUGUUUUGUCUUCUAUCAAAAUACAGAUCAGCAAUAGACUACAGUGAAGGCAGCAUGUCAGAGGCCAGGGCUUCUCUGGGAACCAUCUCCACCUUCCUUCACGACGCUCAGGCCUACAUGAAGGGUCAGCUGCAGUGUUUACCUGUACAGGAUGCAAAUCUCUGGGAAAGACUGGCCGAGACUAAAUGCUUCAUUCAGGCGGCGCUGGCAGAUGACUUCGACACUCCCAGAGCCAUGAACGCACUAAUGAAUCUGGUGUAUCAUGGAAACUGCCAACUGCAGCCCGUAACCAAGUCUGAUGGAACGCCACGAAGCCCUGCAGUGUUCGGAGCAAUGUCCAGCUACAUCACCGACGUCCUGGACAUAUUUGGGAUCAGUAAGCUGCAAAGCACGGAGGCUGAUGUGGCGAGCUCUUCAGGGAGUCUGGAGGCGAUCGUGGAUCAGCUGACUCGAUUCAGAAGUGACGUCCGGGCGUUCGCUCUGGCCCGUCAACAGGACGAUCCAUCCACCGGAGCCCCCGUUAAACGUGGACCGUACCCUGACAGGAUGCCACUGCUUAAAGCCUGCGACGCCCUCAGAAACGACCUGGCACCGAUGGGUGUUUUAAUUAAAGAUCGAGGAGCCAACUCCACGUGGGAGAUAACACAGAGACAGACUCAGAGGGACCAGAAAGACCAGGACAAGUCCAGCUGAAUCCUGUGGACUCUGUGGACUUCAUCCUAAACUCAGACCAAGCUGUGAUUUCUGUGAGUUCACGUCCACUCAUGAACUCUUAUCCCCAUCCUGUUCAAUGACCCUCGUGGUAAGCCAUCAAAUACUGACUAAUUUAAGACAGAAACAGACUUUUAAUUGCCUUUUGUUGUACAUUAUAUUGAUGAAAAUGUGCUGAAAAUCUAUUUUUGUUUGAUAAACAAUGAGUUAAAGACAAAUAGUUCCACCUUGUGUGUUUUUUGAAGACUCUGGGUUUUUCCACUCAGUCUUAAUAUUUAACCCUCACCAGUGUGAUGUGGAGGAACUACGUUUUACCGACUUUCUACAUAUCAGGAACUUGGUAAAAUAUGUCAAAUGCAAAUUUUAAACAGAAAUGAAAUAACCAUGUGAUGUGUGUGUCCAAAAGCAGCGUCCAGGAAAGGUCUGGUCUGAGGAAGUUUGGUAACAAAUGCAUGAGAAAAUGACAAUAAUGUGCAGAAAUCUAGCUCACCAGUAGGUCUGUUAGUUUAGUAAACUUCUUAUGUCCACACAUAUGCAUUUAUCAGUCUGUAUUUACAUCCAAUCUGAUUAUAUUUGAAAUAAAUGAAACAGGAAAAACUAUAGUUUCAGGUUGAAAACAGCUUCCUUUGCACCUUCCAGGUCUUUAGCCAUUUAGUUCAGACAAUAUCAGAUCUAUGGGAAAAAUUUACUGGUGUUUUAUACCAGGUUUCAUUCUACAUAUGUCAGAUGUUUGUAAUAGUUUGAGCUGCUUCUCAUCAUGGGGUCAGAAGUUACAAUAAAUAGUAAGUUUUACUGCAUUUUCUUGUAGUAUCUGAAGAUAUAAAUAAGUAUGCUCAUUUCAACCCUACAAAAACAAGGAUAAAGGUGGAAUAGAGAAGAAGGCCAGA